Messenger RNA from Menidia menidia (Atlantic silverside), 615 nucleotides. The record is from the annotation of a GenBank genome assembly. Lineage: Eukaryota; Metazoa; Chordata; Actinopteri; Atheriniformes; Atherinopsidae.
AUGGACAAAGAAAGCAUCGGUACUCAGUAUGAGCCCGUAGCCGAGAUUGGAGAAGGAGCCUACGGGAAGGUGUACAAGGCCAGAGAUCUGAAGAACGGGGGGCGCUUCGUGGCCCUAAAACGAGUCCGAGUCCAGACGGGGGAGGAGGGGAUGCCUCUCUCCACCAUCCGGGAGGUGGCGGUGCUCAGGCAGCUGGAGACCUACGAGCACCCGAACGUGGUCAGAUUGUUUGAUGUGUGCACGGUGUCUCGGACUGACCGGGAAACCAAACUCACCCUGGUCUUUGAGCAUGUGGACCAGGAUCUGACCACCUACCUUGAGAAGGCUCCCGACCCCGGAGUCCCACCUGAGACCAUCAAGGAUAUGAUGUACCAGCUGCUCCAGGGGCUGGACUUCCUGCACUCGCAUCGCGUGGUUCACCGUGACCUGAAGCCCCAAAACAUCCUGGUGACCAGCGGAGGACAGAUCAAGCUGGCCGACUUUGGUCUGGCCCGCAUCUACAGCUUCCAGAUGGCGCUCACGUCUGUGGUGAGUUACAUUGUUCGUGCAUCUGAACACAGCAGGGCUCAAAAACAUUGUUCCCAACUCUGGCUACAACUGGCCAAAACUACUUAA